AUGGCAGUUGCACAGGCCAUGAUGCCUGCUCAGCCGGAUCCACGGCAGCGUGGCAAGGUCAAGUUGGAUGCGCUUCGCAGUUCGUCACUGAAUGUGUCGCAUAAGAUCCGGAUCCAUCACCUACUCGCUUUACUUGUGACCAAGACUAUGGUCGCUUCCGCAGCGUGGCUCACACGUCAGUGGCUUCUUGUGCCUCAAGUUGAUACAGAUUUUUUACAGCUGCAGCAAGAUGGCAUUCUUUCUUCAGACGCUGGCCAUAUGGUGGCUCAAGACAAUCUCGUUCACGAGCCUGCUAGUCUAUGGGCCGUAGCUACAGUCUCUAUGUCGAUGGCAGCAUUUUUCUUACUGACCACUUUGCGUGUAUGGCGUUGGGAUAUUGAGCUAACGAGUCACGCCGUGCGUCAUCUACUAGUUCUGGGCGCAGUUGUAUUUCUGCAACUGAUAUUCUGGCUCAUGUCGCUCAAGUAUCUCGGUGCUACAUUUACAUUAAUCUUCACACAAUUUUGUGAGCUGUGGAUGCGCGACAUCCAGUUUGGCCGUCGUUGGAGCAAGUCUGGCGGAAUGCUAGUCAUCCUGUCGAUGUGCAUGUCCUUUGCGGUUGCAACACUCACGCAUUCUUCCGUAUCUUUACGGCGUCCGUACGCCGACACGCUCGACAACAUCAUGAUACGUACACUCACAUUCAAAGCCAGCCUUCAAGACCGAGUCUCCGUGUGGGAUCUGUGCAAAGGGUUCGCUGCAUUACUCGUCCAUGCCGUUUUGUCAAUGGAACUCGGACAUCUUGUAUCCACCACCGCAAGACACGUUGGUGGCCGUCGUCGAGCGAUGGUUCUAGCCACAUCAUUUGCCGCAGCCAUUCUGCUUCCUCUAUCGACGCUAGGCGCUAUCUGUGGGUUCAAGUUACUGCCUGCGCCUCUCGUACCUGGUCGAGAGCCCACAGCCCAAGAUGCAUUGGAAAUCAAUCACCUGGCUGCGUAUCUUGUGCUGGGCAUUGGAUUGCUCAUGUUGGAUGUUCUAGUGACUUUGACCCUUGAGUCAUAUGUGACGCUGAUCAUGCAUGUAGCACAUGCCUGGCCAAUGGUUGUGUUUGCAGCGAUGGCAAUUGGGUUUGCCGUCUUCAACGUGAAUGUGAGCUUUAUUCAAGUCGUCUGCGCCGCUUGUGUGGGCUUUGCAUUGCGAGCGAUCCUGCGCCGCUCGCCUUUGUACAUGACUUCCUGGUACCGCCGUGCGACUAUCGAAGAGCAGCGGGUCGCAAUGGCGGGUUCAGAUUCAGACACGACUCUUCUGACUGAUUUGGUUGUUCUAACGUAUCGAUUUAUGAUUCAGCUUCGCCACAUGAUCAACGUCAUUUUAAAGAACCGUGAUUCUCGACGUAUUUUUCUAUUCCUCUGCUUGAACCUUUCGUUUAUGGUGGUCCAGUUAGUCUGGGGCGUCUGGACUAAUAGUCUCGGCCUUAUCAGCGAUGCAAUCCACAUGUUUUUCGACUGCGCGGCGAUAUUUAUGGGCCUUGUGGCAAGUGUGAUGGCGUCGUGGAAGACGGAUGACAAGUUUCCCUUUGGUUACAAGCGCGUCGAGAUUCUGUCAGGCUUUGCCAAUGGCAUUUUCCUCGUGCUUAUUAGCGUGUUUAUUCUCUUUGAGGCCGUGCAACGCAUUAUUGAGCCGCCUAUCAUGACCAACAUGACGCAGCUCUUGAUUGUUAGUACGUUGGGUCUCGUGGUCAAUUUAUUUGGCAUGUUUGCCAUGGGACAUCAUCACCACCAUGGGCACUCCCAUGGAUGUCAUGAUCAUCAUCAUCACGGUCAUGAUAACGGCCAUUCACACAAUAUGCUAGGACUGUACCUGCAUGUCAUGGCUGAUACCCUGGGCUCUGUCGGAGUGAUUAUUAGUACGAUUUUAAUCCACUACUUCCACUGGACAGGCUUUGAUCCUAUCGCGUCCCUUUUGAUUGGUUUAAUGAUCUUGGGAUCCGUCGUCCCUCUAGUCAUUGACGCUGGACGUAUUCUGUGCUUAGAACUGGGGAAAGACGAUGCCAACGCUCUCCAGUGUGCGCUCGAGAAAGUCAAAGCCUUACCCGGCGUCGUUUCCAUUUCGGACCCGCACUUUUGGCCUUUGGACGGCGAAUCGAUUGUUGGCACCAUUCAUGUCUUCUAUGAUACCCCUCUAACUUCGCUGACAAACGACAAACCUGUUUCCAUUGACCCAUCCACACUCGCUGUGGAAGUCGAAACUGUCUUGCGCUCUUGGGUCCAGAGCCUAGACACUCUCCAUGUGCAAAUGCAUCCUACUGACCCAACUGUACUAGCACCCGAGAAGCACUUCGAAACAUAG
Molecule: messenger RNA, 2328 nt
Organism: Malassezia globosa CBS 7966
Lineage: Eukaryota; Fungi; Basidiomycota; Malasseziomycetes; Malasseziales; Malasseziaceae
Exons: 1
Coding region: 1-2328 (775 amino acids)
Biological process (GO): zinc ion import into Golgi lumen; intracellular zinc ion homeostasis
Cellular component (GO): membrane; cytoplasmic vesicle; Golgi apparatus
Molecular function (GO): zinc ion transmembrane transporter activity
Source: RefSeq, a predicted model, not a curated record